Molecule: messenger RNA, 471 nt
Organism: Gongylonema pulchrum
Lineage: Eukaryota; Metazoa; Nematoda; Chromadorea; Rhabditida; Gongylonematidae
Source: the annotation of a GenBank genome assembly
AUGAACAGUUCUAUGAAGCUGAUACUCAUACUGAGGGAUCCAGUUACUCGCACUAUAAGUGACUUCACUCAGGUAACAGUCGAGAAAACUCCUGCUUAUUUUACAAAUCACUACGCUGCUCAGAGGGUUCACCGAAUGAACAGUUCUAUGAAGCUAAUACUCAUACUGAGGGAUCCAGUUACUCGCACUAUAAGUGACUUCACUCAGUUGCGAAAAGUUGAAAGUUUUCUGCGAAUUCCGGAAUCGUUUGAAGCGGAUCAGUUCGUUUUUAAUAAGCAUAAAGGAUUUUUUUGUUUCCGACAAAAGGACCGACGAAUAGCGAAAUGUCUCGGAAACACGAAGGGUCGCGCUCAUGUUGAUAUUUCGCCGGAAAGUAUAUUGAAAUUGCGUGAGAAUUUUCGCGCAUAUAAUGAAAAAUUUUUUAGAAUGGUCAAUCAGUGGUGGAACUGGUGGGACAAGCCACUUUUGUAG